AUGCUAGUUCACCUUUAUCACUUCUAUGCACCUCGCCGCGAUGCGCAGCCGAAGCGGCUGCCUCCAGGUGCUGAGCUUCUGGGGCGACCAGGCUUCGAUGCGCUCCACCGUCGAACACCAUGAGUCGACUCCUGCUCUUUGGAGCGCUUGCUCUGAGCUGCUUUAGCAGCGCGUCAUCGGGCCCGCUGCCUGACACACCCAGCAGUAGCAGUGAGUUGCCGCCGCUGCAUGCGAACCACCUCUUCAAUGCGAUCCACUCGUCGAUGCGACAGUUUGGCUCCUCACUGCACCACAAUGGCAUGUCCUUCUUUAUCUCGACCGUCCCUGCCGGUACGCACUUCUACCACGGAAGAGGGACUGCAGACCCAGUCGAGGGACUCGAGUGGCUCGCCUUUGAGCCCGAACACGCACUCUUCUUUGCCAACCCGCGCAGGCCUCCUCCUCCACCGCCGCACAAGGAUCCCCGUCCCCCGCCUCCGCCUCCGCCGCCAGCCAGCGACCAGAUCGUCUUUGGCCAUGCGCCGCCUGAUGAAGACCCGUCGCAGACAGGAUACCUGCACACCUAUGUCACGAAACACCCCCUUCGCCUGCUGUACCUGGAUGGCAUGUCUGCCGCCAAGUCGGAAAAGGGCACGCUGGACACGCAGGACUACGUCUUGGCCCGGGCAGAGAGGGGAUCCUGGGGUGAGAGGGAGCGCGCGACCGAGAUGUGCGAGCGUGCAAGGAAUGAGUGGCGCGGCGGCAUCGAUGGCAUCUUGCGCAUGGAGGCAGGCUUCGAGAUCAUCCUGUGCUCUUUCGAAGAGCAUGUGACGCCCCUCCGCAUCACAGCUGCGGCUCGCAGCGACCAAGGCAACGGCGAGGAAAGGUGGAGCUGGAUACAAGCCAUUACUGCUCGCUACCACGGCAUCGGCGGGGGCCGCGUGCAGCUCGACUACGACGAUUUUGUAAGCGCUUAUUCCUUCCCCGACGCCGAGCUGUUUGCUGCGGGCCAGUUGCCACGACUCAAUGCAACGAGUAAUCACACGCUCAAGGAGAUCCUGGCCCAGGUCGACCGCCUUGCCACUCGUCCGACGUCCUUUGAUCAUCAGCAGGCCACCACGGCGGCCCGGCACGACUGGCAGGCGGUAACGGACAUGAUUGUGGCGCGACACGGACCCCGGCUGGCGCAUCUCACGAGCCCCAGCAUCGCCAAGUCGUCGCCGUCGGUCUUGAAAGAGACACUUGAUCGGUUCAUGCGGCCAUUCAUCGACUACUCUGCCCGAGACGUGGGCGCCGAGACACAGCGCUGCACCGACGAGUAUAUCCCAGCAGACUGGCCGCACAACCAAGCCAGCAUGGCCAUCCGUGCGGUGUCGUACCGCAUCUGUUCGACGAUUGCAAGCCUCUCAGCGGCAGAGACUGUAGACGUCAGCUCUGCUCUGAAGACGAUCGCCGAGCUCAAGGAGUGGCUGGCGUGGACGACUUGGAAGCAGUGCACGGGCUGUACGGACGAUGAGGCCUGCAUCGUCCCCAUGUGGCCAUUUGGGAGCAAGGAAGACCACGAGCGGCCCAGCUGCGCCAACCAAACGACUCUUGGGGACCAUCAGGGCUACUGGGAUGGCCCCUUCCGACGUCCCAGGAGGCCCGGCCCCCCAUGAUGGUCCAUUUGGUGGCCUAGCUCCACUCCAUAGAAAGUACGUGCUCGUUGCUGCCAUCAAUCUACUUUCUUUGUCCACAAGUCACAUAGCAUAGGCUGCAAGCUGCGACCAGUAUGUUCAUCGAUGCCUUCCGUGGGCAGCUAUAGUGACUGGAGGCUUGCGUGGUGGCCAUGAGCAGUCGAAGACAUUGCGAGCAGCCACUACUAGCUCCGCGCACGGGCCGACGCGUUUCGCUGCAUGAAUCCUGGGCUUG
This is a messenger RNA of Acaromyces ingoldii, 1890 nucleotides long. RefSeq lists its product as hypothetical. The record is from RefSeq and is a predicted model, not a curated record. NCBI's taxonomy places the organism in Eukaryota, Fungi, Basidiomycota, Exobasidiomycetes, Exobasidiales, Cryptobasidiaceae. Bases 120 to 1637 code for a protein of 505 amino acids. The transcript has a single exon.